This is a messenger RNA of Aspergillus puulaauensis, 1245 nucleotides long. RefSeq lists its product as uncharacterized. Bases 1 to 1245 code for a protein of 414 amino acids. Lineage: Eukaryota; Fungi; Ascomycota; Eurotiomycetes; Eurotiales; Aspergillaceae. Gene Ontology annotation, biological process: protein N-linked glycosylation. Gene Ontology annotation, molecular function: alpha-1,6-mannosyltransferase activity. The transcript is spliced from 2 exons. Gene Ontology annotation, cellular component: mannan polymerase complex. The record is from RefSeq and is a predicted model, not a curated record.
AUGUUCAAACCACGCACCCAAAAGCCCCUCUUCCCCUUUACUGUGCGGCGGCGGCUCUCGAUUCUGGCUCUGGUCAUUUUUCUGGUCAUCCUGUUCCACUCGCUGCCGUCGAAGAACGAUCGCAUUGUCGCGGGGAAAUGGCUGCCCGAUUAUGACAUCGAGGAUGUCCCCCGCUACCUCCAUCGCUCUCCUUUUCGAGUUUCUCCCGACUACGAUUACGAGCGCAGGGUGUUCGAGGCGCUGCAGAGGAUCGAGGAGGCCUUUCUGGAAAACCACAGCGGCGAUCGCUCAGCAGAAGACCAUAUCUGGCAGAUCCGGCUUGGAAAGAGCCCGGAAGAAGAGCGCAGUAAAGAUUCGAUCAGAUUCAGCGACAGGAAUAAUGAAUGGGAAUACACCCUCGUCGCAGAUGCUCAGGCCGACCACUUCCUCACCACCGUGCUCUCCUCCGUCCCUGACCUCAAGAAGCUCUACGAUUCCUACCCCCACCACGUUAUCCGAUCAGACUUGCUUCGCUAUCUCCUGCUCUGGUACUACGGCGGCUAUUACGCAGAUACAGACGUCUACCCUGCGAAAUCCAUAAAGGAAUGCCCGUCGCUGCAACCCAUAUUCACCGGCCUCGACUCCGGAAACGGAAAUAUCUCGCUCGCGGUCGGGAUUGAAAUUGACGAACCGCACGCCUCGCCGCAGCUAAUGCGCGACUGGCAUUGGAUCAGAACAUACGGCCUGAUCCAGUAUACCUUCUAUGCGCCGCAGCGGUUCAGCCCGCUCCUUCGCGAAGUUAUUGUCCGAGUCCUGUCGCAUACGCGACAGCACAACCAGCACAGUUUCCCACUCAUUGGACCCCGGUAUAACGAGAAGACGAUUCUCGAAGUCACCGGGCCUGGGGUAUUCACGGACGCGAUCAUCGACACCCUCUCCGAUGCGCUGCCCAAGACGCACCCGUUGAUCUCGCAAUCAGUGCGGGCAGAUGAGAAAAUUGGCGACCUCGUCUCACGGUCGUCGGGCGAGCUCUCGAGGCGUGUAACGUGGGCUCCGUUCCACAAGAUUAGUGAGCCGGUCUGCGUGGAUGCCCAGGAGGCUGCGAUCGGAAAGUCGAUGGGGGGAGUCUGCGUUCUCCCGAUAAAUGCGUGGGGGAAUGGCCAGCGGCAUAGCGGCGCAGAGGGCUUUCGCAGUCAGCAUGCUUGUAUCAACCAUCGGUUUGGAGGGACGUGGAAGAAGGACUGGUGGCAUCGCCAUAUCGGAUAG